AUGAAUUUAACACAUUCAUUAGUUUCACCAAUCUUUUUAGAAACACAUCCUGAAAUUGAUUUAUUAACAGAAAAUUUUAGCCAACUUAAGAUCUUUUACCAAACUGAGAAAGAUUAUGAAAUUUUUUCUGAAAACACGUGUAAUAUAGAAAAUGAAGAAGAAUUGCAAUAUUUCGAUAAUCAAGUUAUUACUCUGUUGCAAAUUAAAAAAUUUCAAAUAAUAUUUUCUCAAAAACCUAUUAAAGAAAAUAAUGAAGAACAAGAAGUUAAUAAAAAAUUAACUAUUAUUUUAGAUCAGCAAGAAAAAGAUGCAUUUAUUCGUAAACUUUGUAUGACAGUUUGUUAUAAAACCAAAACAUGUUUAACCAAAAUCGACCAUGAAUCUGCAUUUAAAAAUUUUGAUAAUAUUUGA
Messenger RNA from Cetraspora pellucida, 411 nucleotides. Lineage: Eukaryota; Fungi; Glomeromycota; Glomeromycetes; Diversisporales; Gigasporaceae. The record is from the annotation of a GenBank genome assembly.